AAAUAUGUUAGUUUCAUGUGUCUCCCCCCGCCUGGUCCCUUGAUAACACUGCACGGGAGGCCCAGAGGCGGAGGCUAUCGGGGGGGAAAAUCAGCCCGCACUGCUGAGUAGCCAUUGUGGUGGAGAGAGACGGGUGUGGGAUUCUCUGGCAAGUUCUGGAGGCGAGCGUUCUCUGGCGCUAGUGUUGGGUCGGGUGCGUGGGCCGAAGUGUGCCGCUCAGUAUAUUAGAAACCCCCGGUGUACCCGGCUCAGUAUGUCAUACUUCCACGGUUCGCCCAGUAGCCACACCAAGCCACACUCGAGAACUGCCGCCGGCCACGGCUUCGGUGAGGGAAUACCCAGCUUCGGGGAGGACGCCAGAUCUAGACAUUCGUGGGAGAGGAGGGUGCCUGAUCUGAGUGAGAGGCUCAGAAGCCUUUCCCCAAGUGCCAGAAAAUCCGGGGAAGAAAUAUUGAGAGAUCUUAAGGAACAAUUGAGACGGGAGGGGGACAUGUUCUUCAGCAACUCGUCGCCUGACUGGGGAUUUAGUCCGAAAUCUAUGUUUUCUAAGGCUGAAGACGGAGAAGACUUUGCACGCCGAGGAAUGGAUGACCUGCGCGGCCGCCACCAGAUGUUCCGCAUGCCCAACUGGAUGUCCGAGGACGACGACAUGAGUGACUUGGCCACACGAAUGUCCCACGCUCCGCACUUUGCCACUUUGGGCCGCCGUGGGGGCCCCUGGCGGGAGAGGCGCAGUUCGGGAGGCUCAGCUAUGAGCGCAACUUCGGAGGAUGAUUCCUGUGACGCUGGGGCCACAGACAAGUCAUCCCAGGGCUCGGCUGGAUCUUCAGACGUUCCCAGCCACGAAAUACCUAUCCGACUUGAGGCCCCAGCACCUCCAGUGUCAUCAGAACAACAGCAACAACAGGAAAAUGAGCCCGUUGCGCCACUCUCCUCCAAGAUAGGAGGCAACAGGAAGAGCAAUCAGUAUCCAGUGCGCACCACCUCCGCAGUGGACGCCAGCGACCACUCUGACAAUGUGCCUCGGACGACUCGCUGUGCGUCUGCGCCCCCGGAAAUGGCCGAACAGCCUGUGACACAUGAUACACAGACGCCACCAACCCAACAAAGGUUUGUCUCGAAAAUUAACAUAACGCCACAGGCACCACAGAGCCCCGGUUCGCCGCACCCAAAGGCCACACCGGUGUCCCCACUCCCCGCCAAGUUCAAUACUGUGCCCAAGCCUUUCGUCCCUGCAAAUAAACAGCAACAAGAAACCCAGCAACAGCCUCAGCAGUUCGUCGAGCAGCAACCACCCCAACAAAUGCCCGAACAGCAGUGGCAGCACCAGCAACAACCGAUGGCAGACUCGCAGUGGCAAUACCAGCAUCCCCAACCACAGUACCAGCAAUAUCCACAACAGAACCAGGAGCCACAACAGUACCAACAGUACUCCUACCAGCAGCAACAGCCUCCACCACCACCUCCCCCUCAGCAGCCCAACAGGCAGGCAGGUCAGAGGCCAAGUGUUGUUCGCAACAUUCCCAUCUUUGUGGAGGGCCGUGAUGGUCCCAUAGUUAACGAAGACUCGAAUAACACACAAAAGCCUUCUGGCCAGUGGGGCCAAACUAGGCAGCAGCAGCAUCCACAACAGUAUCAGACAGCACAGCAACAGCAUCCACAACAGUAUCAGGGAGCACAGCAGCAGCAUCCACAACAGUAUCAGGGAGCACAGCAGCAGCAUCCACAACAGUAUCAGGGAGCACAUCAGCAGCAUCCGCAACAGUACCAGCCACAACAGCACCAGCCACAGCAGCAGCAACAGCCACAACAACAACAGAGGCAACAGAAGCCCUUGUUUAGACCACAACCUCAUUCUCAGGCACAGCAAACUCCUCCUCAUCCAGAACCUAUUCCUCAACCGGUGCCCAUGCCCAUGCCCAUGCCCAUGCCCAUGCCCCAACACUCCCAGCAGCAGCAGCCUCAUCAAUCUCAGGACCAGACAGACACACAGCCUGAGCGUAAGACUCAGUCCCCAGCCAAAGACCCACGUUUGGCACAGAUUGAGGCAGUACGGGCGUCAAUAGAAGAAUAUAUAGACAAAGUUAAUGGCUUCCAGGGAACCAAAAAAGACCGAGAGUUCCUUUAUUUGGAUGAAAUGCUGACACGGGCAUUGCUGCAGCUGGACAACGUCGACCCAGACGGCUGCGACGAAGUCCGAAAGGCGCGAAGAGCCGUUAUUAAGGACAUAAAUGCUGCUAUAUCUGCACUCGAAGCCAAAGCCAGUGAGCCAAAAGUGGAGGACAAGAAGCAGGAACCUACUGCCGAGUCUAUGGAAACAGAAACGAAUCGGUGUCAGCCGUCAGUAGUCCCUGAAAAACAGCAACCAACGGAAUCUCCCGCAGAGCAUCCAGCGGAAGGCACCAACAGCCGCCAGCAGGAGGAGGAACAGCAGUCAGUAAAGCCUCCUGACGAGAGCACAAACUCUCAUCUGGCCUCAUCGACAUCCGUGGGGGACGUCGAGAAGAAGAUCGAGCCAUCGGCUUCCACGGAGAAGAUGGAGACGGAGUCGCAGGAACCAGCAACUACCUCAAGCGAUGGCGGCCCUCCUGAAGGUCCAAACACUACCGCCUAAGAUGGAGUGGCUCGUAUUUGGUGAUCAGCUUGUUAGCUGUGUCUCAGUGUCCUGUAAAUAUAUAUAUGUGUGUGUGUGCAUGGAUUAUACUAAUAUAUAGACAUUGCUAUGAAUAAAUGGGAGUUUGAAGAA
Messenger RNA from Procambarus clarkii (red swamp crayfish), 2746 nucleotides. Its product is annotated as BAG domain-containing protein Samui. Lineage: Eukaryota; Metazoa; Arthropoda; Malacostraca; Decapoda; Cambaridae. The record is from RefSeq and is a predicted model, not a curated record. Gene Ontology annotation, molecular function: protein-folding chaperone binding.